CUUCCUACUAUUCCUACUGCACCUGAUGGCGACACUGGUCUCCCUCCCCGAGCACCUGCGCCAGACCUUGCUGGCGCUGCUCGAGGUCCCACCACCGCCGAUCCUCACGGAUGACCUCGCCACACAGCUCCGGCCCUAUGUCACACCACCCGGGGCGGAUCCCAGUCUUAACCUAAGCCCUGCACCCGCACCCGGGGCCAAGCCGACAAUACCCAACAGCCUUCUGUCGCAAGUGUCCAAGCAUGUGCGGUCAGUCCGAUGCAGAACGGCGCUCGAGGCCAACAACCUUGAUCCACGUGAUUAUGAAAUGAUCGCUCUCCUAGCCGGGGUACGGACGAUCUCGUCGGCCACGGCAGAUCCGCCGGAGACGGCUGACACAUCGAGGCAAAACACGGCGAAACAAUGGGCGGAAGAUCGACGUGCGCUAACCGCUGUCGUCAAUGGUCUAUUUUCCAUCGGCGGUGUCGGCUUUGCGGUCUGGUAUGCAGCUGGAUCCGCUGGCUGGGGAGAGGAAUGGCGAGCUCUCCUGGCGCUUUUCGCUGGUCUCGUCGUAGCCGCCUCGGAGGGUAUCUUGUUCGUUAUCUGGCAAGAUCGGAUCGAAAAACGCAGAACACAGGACAAAGCCCGCCGCGAACAUAAGGCGAGGCUCAGAGAGAAGGCGAGAGAUAAAGGAAAAACGUGCACCGGCGGAUGGUCAACACGGUACCCCGAUCCCGGGUGCCGAGCAAGGAUACGUGCCGAGCGUAAGCGCCGACGAGGGCGAGCCCCUCUCCACUCCGCCGGACCAGGGUGCAUCUGA
This is a messenger RNA of Dacryopinax primogenitus, 799 nucleotides long. RefSeq lists its product as uncharacterized. Bases 26 to 799 code for a protein of 257 amino acids. The record is from RefSeq and is a predicted model, not a curated record. Gene Ontology annotation, biological process: vacuolar proton-transporting V-type ATPase complex assembly. Lineage: Eukaryota; Fungi; Basidiomycota; Dacrymycetes; Dacrymycetales; Dacrymycetaceae. The transcript has 3 exons.